Funneliformis caledonium is the source of this 249-nucleotide messenger RNA. The record is from the annotation of a GenBank genome assembly. Lineage: Eukaryota; Fungi; Glomeromycota; Glomeromycetes; Glomerales; Glomeraceae.
AUGUCAACCAAUCUAAGUAUAAAUGAGAAAGUUGAUUCAAUAAAACAAGAUCUUAAACAAGCAGAAGAAGAUGCUUUCACGCUUAGAGAAAUGUCGGAAAAGGAUCGUUUGGGUAACCUUGGUGUCAUUGAUGAUAAAUACGAUGUUGCGAUUUCAACCGCCUGUCCUGCAUCUGUGUUACAAAACAUUCUGGUUGCCCAAAAUCUACAACAAACGAAUCAGAUCGCAUUUACUAGUACUCGAUGGCGC